AUGGCUUCUAUGUUUUCAGAGGAGGAUUUCUCCUGUCCCGUGUGCCGUGAAAUCUUCACUGAUCCUGUUGUUCUGCACUGCAGUCACAGUGUGUGUAAAGAGUGUUUGCAGCAGUUCUGGGAGAUCAACACAUUCAGAGAAUGCCCUCUUUGUAGGAGGCAGUCACCUGUGUAUGAUCCUCCCAUAAACCUGGCCUUAAAAAAUCUGUGUGAGCUUUUCUUACAGGAGAGAAAGCCGAGAUCUUCAGGGUCUGAAGCAGUCUGCCGUUUGCAUAGUGAGAAACUCAAACUCUUCUGUCUGGAUGAUCAACAGCCGGUGUGUGUGGUGUGUCAGACUUCAAAAAAACACACCAACCACAAAUUGUGCCCCAUUGAUGAGGCAGUAACAGACUGUAAGGGGGAGCUCAAAACUGCAAUGAAGCACCUACAGGAGAAACUGAAGAUCUUUACAGACUGUAAACUGAACUGGAGUCAGACAGCAGAACAUAUAAAGCUUCAGGCCCAGCACACAAAGCUUCAGAUCAAAGAGGAGUUUGAGAAGCUUCACCAGUUUCUACGAGAUGAAGAGGCAGUCAGGAUCACUGCACUGUGCAAAGAAGAGGAGCAGAAAAGUCAGAUGAUGAAAAAGAAGCUUGAGAAGCUGAGCAAAGACAUAUCAUAUCUUUCAGACACAAUCAGAGCCAUAGAAGAGGAGAUGAUAGCUGAAGACGUCUCAUUCUUAAAAAACUACAAGGCCACAGUGAAAAGAGCCCAGAGCACACUGCAGCAUCCAGAGGAGCUUUCAGGAGCACUGAUCCAUGUGGCAAAACAUCUGGCCAACCUGAAGUUCAGAGUCUGGGAGAAGAUGCAGUACACUGUCCAAUACACACCUGUAACUUUGGACCCCAACACUGUUCAUCCUAAACUAACUGUAUCUGAUGAUCUGACCAGUGUGUGUCGAAGUGGUGAGAAACAGAAACUUCCUCAUCAUCCAGAUAGAUUUGAUGAAUAUUGGUGUGUCCUGGGAUCCGAGGGCUUUAACUCAGGGACACAGUGCUGGGAUGUUGAAGUUGGAGACUGUACAUGGUGGAGUGUGGGUGUGAUGACAGAAUCUGCUCAGAGGAAAGGGGUGAUAAUCUCCAGAAGUGGGAUCUGGUGUGUGUGGUAUUAUAAUGGUGAAUAUAGAGCAUGUUCUACACCACAUCCAAUCACUCUCCUCUCAGUAGCACAGAAACUCCAGAGGAUCAGAGUGAAGCUGGACUGGGACAAAGGAAAGCUGUCAUUCUCCGACCCUCUCACUAACAAACACUUACACACUUUCAAACACAAAUUUACUGACAAAUUACUGCCAUUCCUAUAUGUUGGUUGCAAAAAAUCUCCUCUAAAGAUCCUCCCACUUCAGUGCUCUGUAAAAGUGAAUCAGAAUUAG
Messenger RNA from Neoarius graeffei (lesser salmon catfish), 1407 nucleotides. RefSeq names its product E3 ubiquitin-protein ligase TRIM35-like. The transcript has 6 exons. The coding region runs from base 1 to 1407 and encodes 468 amino acids. Gene Ontology annotation, molecular function: protein binding; zinc ion binding. The record is from RefSeq and is a predicted model, not a curated record. Lineage: Eukaryota; Metazoa; Chordata; Actinopteri; Siluriformes; Ariidae.